This is a messenger RNA of Dalotia coriaria, 1505 nucleotides long. Its product is annotated as dynein regulatory complex protein 9-like. Gene Ontology annotation, cellular component: motile cilium; cytoplasm. The record is from RefSeq and is a predicted model, not a curated record. Gene Ontology annotation, biological process: cilium organization. The coding region runs from base 61 to 1242 and encodes 393 amino acids. NCBI's taxonomy places the organism in Eukaryota, Metazoa, Arthropoda, Insecta, Coleoptera, Staphylinidae. The transcript has 2 exons.
UCAAUUUGAAUGUCAUUCAAAUUGCAUUUACAUAUAUUUUAUUAAAUAAUAUACACAAACAUGCCUAAAAUAACAGACCGUGCCACAAUUUGCUGGAAAGACAAAAAUGAUAAUAUUAUUACCGAAGAAGUCAUCACCUAUGAAUGCCUAGACGCAGAAGAAGAAGAAAUUGAAGAAGAAUCAGCAGCCACGCCUGAAUCAUCAUCAACUUUUUCAUUCACCAAUGUAAGCGCUUUGAGUACCGACGAGAGUGAAGACAAUGAUUUUGAAAAACUCAUGGUUACUUUGGUCCUUGAAGAUUUACUAGAAAAAUUAGCGAUUUUACGAUGUACCUCACAAGGUGAACAUAGUCCAAUGACUAUAAAAUAUCCUGAAUAUAAAACACUUGAUGAUCGUUAUGGUCAAGUAUUGGAAUUCGAAGAGAAUCAGUUCUCAGAGUCGAAAAAACGUUACGCAGAUUUAAACAUGAUUUACUCAGUGAUUUACAAAACUUUGGAACAGAUGGGAUUGAAUGGAUCUUAUGCACCUUUAGUUGAAGCAACACGUAUCAUGAAAAAAACUUUUGAGGACGAAGAAAAGCUUGAGGUUGACGAAGAAGAAACUCGUAAUCAAGAAGAAGAACUCAAGAGACAGCUGCAUAGUCAACGCAAAGAGUUAGAAUCAACUUACAAUGAUAAAUUAGAACAACUACGACUUUUAGAAGUCGCUCAUGAGGAUGCCAUAGCAUAUGGAAAACUGGAAUAUAAAUAUUUAGAAAAUUGGGAGGCUGCACGUCUGCAUCAAGCACAAGUCAUUCAAGAACAGGACGAAAAUAACUAUCGUGACAUCAUUUCAACUAAUAAAACAAACAUUGAGCUAGAAAAUCGAAUUCAUGGUGAAUUAGUGCGGUAUUUUGAUGAAAACGCUGAGGAUUUAUCUAACGAAACAACUUAUUGGAUGUACCGAUAUGAAACCGAAAUGGAAACCCGUGAAGCAGAAUUACUCAAACUGCGCAUGGAUCGUGAUGCACAAAUGGAAAAAUACAUGCAACUUAAAGCCACAUAUGAAAGUCAGAAAGAAUUCAUUGACCAUUGGAAUAAAGUGCGAGAAGAACGAAGAAUAGCUGCGGAAAUUCAUGCGAAACAAACAGCAGCUGCGAAAAAGAUUCAAGACUGGUGGCGACGUACUAUGAAACGGCUAAAAAUAGGUCCGUAUGGGAAAAAGAAGAAAGGAAAGAAGGGAGGUAAAAAAAAGAAAAAAUAACUUACACGAAAUUUAUCCCAGUUGAUGGACGUCGCGAUGGGUUGCAGUUGCAUUUUAAGCAUUUCCAAAUCCUGCAUUAUAAUGUUACUUUGAUCUGUGGAAUCUUUGACUAUACUGCUGACGCUGUGCAAUUCAUUAGACAAUUUGGCGACGUGCAUUUCGUACUCAAUUUUACUUUUCUCAAAAAACGCUAUAAAAAUUUUAUUCUCAUUUAUAAAAUACUUAAAAAUUGAUAGUAAAAAAUUAAAUAAUUACCUUUUGUA